This is a messenger RNA of Carya illinoinensis, 722 nucleotides long. Its product is annotated as SEED MATURATION PROTEIN 1. Gene Ontology annotation, biological process: seed dormancy process. The transcript has a single exon. The record is from RefSeq and is a predicted model, not a curated record. Lineage: Eukaryota; Viridiplantae; Streptophyta; Magnoliopsida; Fagales; Juglandaceae. Bases 320 to 643 code for a protein of 107 amino acids.
AUAUACUUGCUGUUCAGUUUCUAGAUGAUUGGUUGCAUGUGCUAUCAAUGCAACAUCUAACCAAGAAAAAUACAAAUAGAAGUAAAAAAACCAGCAUUGCAAUGUUAUGGUUUUAACAAAAGUAAGCCAGGUUACAAAGUAGAACAUAGAAAGGCUGACUUAUAUAAGCGAGGUGAAGAAGAGCACCACGCUUUAGUUUAAAGUUACACUUGUCGGCCUUUCCUGAUUGGAGUCAGCCAUGUAUUGCUGUAAUGUGCUAAGUAAGUGUCACGCACACGAAGUGCUGAGACGCCGAUGAAGUCACCGAGAGAAAAAUAACAUGGCAAAGAGCAAGGAUGAUAUCAAGUAUGGGACUGCGCAGGCGAGGGUGAACGAGCAUCAAGCCGUGAGGGUGAGUUACAAGCACGGCACUCCCCUUGAAGGUGGGAAGAUUGCGGACUCUGAACCUGUUGAUUUCUUUCCCAGCUCCCGAACUAUCACCAAGGCCGCUCCUCCUAAUCAGGGUGCUUCUACCAACCAACCUCAGCAAGAUCGUGGCCCUGGACAUGUAGCAGACAGUUCAGGAAAUGCCAAGGAUUCCACAACCAUCAACACCAGUGGAAACAUGUCUAAAAAGACACCGCCUACACUACACCAUGGAUGAAGAGAGAGAUCUGUCAUUAGUAGAAUUUUGUAACUCAUGUUAAGUUUUGAUGAAUUUGAAGCCAAAACCUUGUCAGAAA